AUGAAUUGCACCGCCGCUAUUAGGCCGCUAGAAAUAGUUCCCGGCCCUGAUCCAAAUGACCCAUAUGGUGUAAAGACCGCGCUGGGUUGGGGAGUCGUUGGUACCGUUGGGAAAACCGCCAGUCAUUUCGCAUUUACGACCUCGGCUAGGGAGGUGAGUCCGUCUGUAGUGGGUUCAAUGUUGGAUCGCGAAUUCAUUGAAUAUGGUGGCUCUCUUCAGGACAACGAUAAGAUGUCGAUUGAGGAUAGAAAGUUCAUGGAUAUCCUGAAGAAAGGCAUUCAUGUGAGAGAGGAUGGGCAUUUCGAGAUGCCGCUGCCGUGGAAGGACGAUUCAAAAAUGCCCAACAACAGGACCCAAGCUGCCAAACGGUUAGCCCAACUCCGAGCUCGUCUGUUGAAAAACCCCAAGUUACGAGAGGACUACCUCAAAUCGAUGGAUGACAUGCUACAUAAAGGCUACGCAGAAAGGGUGCCGAAAGAUGAAUUGAACCUCAGUGACGGUACAGUAUGGUAUAUACCACAUCAUGGGGUAUACCACCCAGUCAAGCGCGAUAAAUGCCGUGUAGUGUUUGAUGCCAGCGCAGAAUUCGAGGGUACAUCGUUGAAUAAGCGCCUCCUGCAGGGUCCUGAUCUCACAAAUAACCUUACCGGUGUUCUCAUUCGAUUCCGUAGGGAAAGAUACGCGUUUGCUUGCGACUUGGAAGCCAUGUUUAUGCAAUGUGGUGUUGACGCGCGUGAUAGAAAUUAUCUUCGAUUCCUAUGGUGGGAGGGGGGUGACUUGAUGUCCGAGCCUGUAGAGUACCGAAUGCGCGUUUCCAUAUUUGGUGCAACCUCAUCCCCAGGGAUGGCAAAUUUCGCGCUGAAGUCAGUGGCCGAUGAAUUCGAGAGCAAAUAUGGUGAAGAGGCAGCCGACUUCGUUAGAAAACAAUAUUAUAUGGAUGAUGGGCUAGAUAGUGAAAGCACUACCAAACAGGCAAUAAACAUUGCACACUCAAGUGCAGAUUUGGUGAGUGAACGUGGUUUCAGGGAACACAAAUUUGUCGCUAAGGAUAGGGAGAUUCUCAAGUCGAUGCCGCAAUCAGAACUUGGGAAAAACCUCCAAAAAUUGAACUUACAAUCAGAAAGUGAAAGUCUACCCAUAGAACGUACCUUGGGACUGGAGUGGCAUGUCGAGAGUGAUGACUUCGGGUUUGCUAUCAAUUUGAAAGAUAAACCUCUCACCCGUCGGGGCAUCCUCUCGACUGUGGCCUCAGUCUAUGACCCCCUGGGUCUGGUAUCGCCGGUGAUACUGCAAGGUAAAGCCAUCUUAAAGGAGCUGUGCAGCCAGAAGUUGGACUGGGAUGCUGAUGUACCAGAGGAUGUCAGGAUGCGAUGGGAACGUUGCAGAACGGAUUUGAUGUCCUUGUCUCAACUUAAGAUACCACGGUGUUACAAGACCAGUGAAUUGGGCCCUGACACCUCAGUGGAGUUGCAUAGUUUCUCAGACGCGAGUGAAUCUGGGUAUGGUCAGUGUUCCUACUUGAAGUAUACUGAUGAAAGUGGUAGAAUCGAAACCUCGCUGGUAAUGGCCAAGUCCCGGGUGACCCCGCAAAAGGUUGUCACUAUUCCCAGGCUAGAGUUAGUUGCCGCCCUCACGUCAGCGAAGAUCGCCGCCUUCACCGAAAAUCAACUUCAGAUGGAGAUUCUGGCCAAGGUUUUCUACACAGAUAGCCAAGUGGUGCUCGGGUACAUUUCGAACGAGGCGAAAAGAUUCCACAUCUUUGUCAGCAAUCGCGUUCAGCAGAUUCGAGACCUGACAGAAGUUAAGACUUGGAGACACGUGGUCACAGAUGCUAAUCCAGCGGACCUAGCCUCACGAGGGAUGAGCGCCACAGAUCUACUCGCCAGCAGCCUGUGGUGGAAAGGCCCAGAGUUUCUACGAGAGACGACCAACCUGCCUGCACCAGACAUUGAAGCAGCCCAGCAGUUGUCCGAGGACGACCCUGAAGUAAAGAGAACUGCGGUCACCUUAGCAACGCGUGCUAUUCCACAGCCCUAUCCAAGCCUGUACGAGAGAUUCGGAUAUUUCGCAAGCUGGUUUCGACUCAAGCAUGCCACUGCUUUGUGUUUACGAUACGUGACGAUUCUCCAGGAAUGUGUCAGAAAGAAAAGAGCUGGAGAUGGCACUAACGAGGAAGCCAUAAGUCGGUUAGCGUUGAAGAGAUGA
Messenger RNA from Lineus longissimus, 2205 nucleotides. RefSeq lists its product as uncharacterized. Bases 1 to 2205 code for a protein of 734 amino acids. NCBI's taxonomy places the organism in Eukaryota, Metazoa, Nemertea, Pilidiophora, Heteronemertea, Lineidae. The transcript has a single exon. The record is from RefSeq and is a predicted model, not a curated record.